CGCGGAGAGGGUGGGGCUUCGCCUCCCCCGUCAGGGAGGAGGAGGGAGGGAGGAGGGGACAAGAUGGCGGAGGCUUCGCCGCAGCCGGGACGCUACUUCUGUCACUGCUGCUCGGCCGAGAUCGCCCCGCGCUUGCCGGACUACAUCUGCCCAAGGUGUGAAUCUGGAUUUAUUGAAGAGUUGCCAGAAGAACCUAGGAACGUCGAAAAUGGAUCCAACUCUUCGGCAUCGACCAGCGAGCAGAGCAGGCACGCGUUUGAGAACGCCGACCAACACUUAUUCACCCUGCCCCAGGGCUACGGGCAGUUCGCCUUUGGGAUCAUCGACGACACCUUCGAGUUCCCGGCCUUCGGGUCCAACGCUCAGCCCGAGGACAACCGGGAAGCCGAGAACCGGCGCGAGAGGGAGAACCAGUCCCGGCACAGAUACGGCACCAGGCAGCCCCGGGCGCGAUUCACGGCCCGGAGGGCCGCCGGCAGACACGAAGGAGUCCCCACGCUGGAAGGAAUCAUCCAGCAGCUGGUCAACGGCAUCAUCGCCCCCACCACGAUACCGAACCUCGGAGUGGGGCCUUGGGGAGUCUUGCAUUCGAAUCCGAUGGACUAUGCAUGGGGAGCCAACGGAUUGGACGCCAUUAUCACCCAGCUUCUGAAUCAGUUUGAGAACACAGGGCCUCCUCCGGCAGACAAGGAGAAAAUCCAGGCGCUCCCCACGAUCCACAUAACAGAGGAACACGUUGGUUCUGCUCUGGAGUGCCCCGUCUGUAAGGAAGAUUACGAAGCCGGCGAAAGCGUGCGGCAGCUGCCCUGUAACCACUUGUUCCACGACGGCUGCAUAGUUCCAUGGCUGGAACAGCACGACACCUGCCCCGUGUGCCGGAAGAGCCUCAGCGGACAGAACACAGCCACGAACCCCCCGGGACUCUCGGCGAUGAACUUCGCCUCCUCGUCUUCCUCCUCCUCCUCCUCCUCCUCUAGCUCGCCGAGUAACGAGAACGCGGCGAACAACUCGUGAGAACAGAACGGCGGGGCGGGAGUUUGGGCGGGGGUGGGGUUGGAAGACGGAAAAACAAAAACAAAACACACCUUUCGAACGCAAGCAAAAAAAGAAACAAAAAUGUCGCUGCUCUCGCGCCCUUUUCUGAUGUCGCCUGGCCCCCUUCCUCUCCCCACCUGGCGAAACAGGGGGGCGGGCGGGUGUCUGUGGAGGGGUGGGGAUGGGAGAGGAAAUGCCCCUCCCAGCCCUGGGACAGAGCAAAGGGGGCAGGGUUGCAGGGCAGGGGAGGCAGAACGGGACACCCCCCCCCCAAACACGUUUUCCCCGUGAGCCGCAAUGAAACCGAGGUCCUCUUCUCUUCUUCACACACACAAACGCACCCUGUCUCUUCGCCCCCGCAAGGGUGUUUUUGGGUGCUCUCACAUUUUGUUUUCUCGAGGGUGGGUGUGGGGGUUCGAGGGAAGCCCACCCUUUUUUAAAAACGCGGACUCUCUGAGGAAAAACCCGGCAAAGGAACAUGAAAGCACUGAAGUGAGAGUUUUUGGGGUUUUCUCUCUCUUUUUUUUUUUGAGCGGGGCGUUCGGAAAUCGUUUCUGUUGGUAGGUUGUUUUUUUUUUAAAAAAAAGCAUUUUGACCAUCUUUUUUUUGGGGGGGGGGUCUCUUUUCAGUUCUUUAAGCCUUUUGAUGUUCCCUCUUCCCUCCUGUCCCAACCGCGCCCCCCACCCCAAUGGAUUUUUCUACUUUCUACUUUCUGGAGAAAGCCAGCCAGCUAAGGAAGCGUUCUUUUGGGGGGGCAGGUUGUGUGCGGAGAACGUACCCUAACGACCGGACCCACAUUUUCAGACUCGUUAGUUUCCUCUCCCCCCUCCCUCCCCUGUUUUAACAUCACCCUUUUUUUCUUUUUUUUUUCUUUUUUUGGGCAGUCCGGCAUUGAGAAAGGGGUUUUUAUAAUGUUAAAUUAUUACUGCUGUUGAAAUAAACGGACAUUUCAGCUCGGAUUCUGUACA
Molecule: messenger RNA, 2003 nt
Organism: Zootoca vivipara (common lizard)
Lineage: Eukaryota; Metazoa; Chordata; Lepidosauria; Squamata; Lacertidae
Gene: RNF126
Product: ring finger protein 126
Biological process (GO): protein ubiquitination
Cellular component (GO): cytoplasm
Molecular function (GO): ubiquitin protein ligase activity
Source: RefSeq, a predicted model, not a curated record